AUUUGAUCACCUAUCCUCACUCGUUAGCUUGUGACUGCUGUGCCAUUUUAAUACGACCCUGGCGUUUAUGAUUAAACACAGUCACUCCGAUCUCACUGGAUAGGAGCAAUCAGAAAUCUCUUAACCCCCCUAAAACAAUCCGAGAUCAACAAACAAACAACAGAAAGACGGUUCAUGGCUCAAGCCAACGCUCCACCAUCUUUCACCAGACUGCAAAGAUUAUUUCCAUUUAAUCAACAGAUAUGGUUCGAAAAAAGAAUCUCCCUCUAAGAAACUUUGGUGGUGAAGGUGAAGCUCUGGAAUCGACAGGUACUGAAAGUGAGGACUCUGCUAGGAACAAAGACCUUUCUUCAGCUCUCAUGCAAGAAGACAUCAGUCAGCGAGAUGCACUAGAAUCUGACAAGACGGAGGAUCAUUAUAUGCAAGUCUCAGAGCCUUCUUCUAGCAUCAAAAAAGACUUGAAAAGCUCGGCACCGAGAGAAAGGCCUGGUUUCAAUUAUGAAAGCCACAAGAAGGGAGGAAAUGUUCCAUCCUUCCCCCAUGAUGAGGUGACAGACAGAAAUAUGCCAGCUCUCUCAACUCCAGCUGCUGGGGGAGUCUGUGAACUGCUGAAGUCUCCAGCAAGAUCAGAUCCAGAUGAUGGUGAAGACGGGGCCUGUGCCCAAUCUGAAGACCUCGGCGAGACAAAAGAGGCACAUCAGAUGUCUCCAGUGUCAACAGGCGGGGCUGUACAAGUUCAAGUUGGUCAGCUGGACCAUGAGAGCCCUGCCCUGAACAACUCUGUGGUCUCAGAACCCCCUCAAGUACCUUUUUUAGAGCUUGGCGAGGGUGUGGACAACGAAAGUCCAGACGAUGCGGCACCUUUGUCUCCAAAGCUGCAGGACUUCAAAUGCAACAUAUGUGGUUACGGUUACUAUGGCAAUGACCCCACAGACCUUAUCAAACACUUCCGGAAGUACCAUCUUGGUCUGCACAACCGCACCAGGCAGGAUGCUGAACUCGACACCAAGAUCUUGGCCCUCCACAACAUGGUGCAGUUUACCCACUCCAAAGACUUUCAAAAGCUCAACCACAGCAUGCUUACUGGGGUGCUUCAAGACAUCAGCUCCCAGCGGCCCAUGGUACUGAAUGGGACUUAUGAUGUACAGGUAACUCUAGGAGGAACCUUCAUCGGCAUUGGGCGUAAAACACCGGACUGUCAAGGCAACACCAAGUACUUCCGCUGUAAGUUCUGCAACUUCACCUACAUGGGCAGCUCCUCGACAGAAUUAGAACAGCACUUUAUAGCCACGCACCCAAACAAGGUAAAAACUCCUCCAGCAAGUGUUGACUCAAGCGACUAUAACAAACCAUCAGAGAAGAACUCUAACAAAGUCAACUGCUUGCCCUGCACCAUGGAGCCCAGUGAGCUAGGGAAAUGGCAGGACAGAAGCACCAUUAGGGCAGAAGAUGAUACCCCUAUCGGUUACUCUGUCCCAAUUAAACCCAUGGAUUCCCCCAGGCAGAACGGUACAGAUACUACUAGUUAUUACUGGUGUAAGUUCUGCAGCUUCAGUUGUGAGUCGUCCAGCACUCUAAGACUCUUAGAACAUUAUGACAAACAGCAUUGUGGAGGCAAGUCAGGAAACCCUAACAAAGAGGGCGGUGACAAAGUCUCAAGAGAAGCCCUGAUUAACCAAAACGAUAUGGGGAAAAAAACAGACGGGGAACCGAUUAGCACCACAAGGAAGAAAGAGGUAACAAGUGAGGAAAACGUGGUGACCAGCUACAAUUGUCAGUUCUGUGAUUUCAGGUAUUCCAUGAGCCACGGCUCAGAAGUGAUUAUUGUUGGGCCUCUCUUGCGUCACUAUCAGCAGGUGCACAGUAUUCACAAAUGUACCAUUAAGCACUGCCAGUUCUGCCCUAGAGGACUGUGCAGCCCUGAAAAGCACCUGGGGGAAAUUACCUACCCGUUUGCCUGCAGGAAAAGUAAUUGUUCCCACUGUGCCCUCUUGUUGUUGCAGCUGUCCCCUGGUGUGACAGGGAGUGCCAAAGUUAAGCACCAGUGUGAUCAGUGCUCAUUUGCAGCUCACGAUGUCGAUAUGCUUUUGCUUCAUUAUGAGAACAUGCACAGCUCCCACACGGCAAAGGAAGUCAAACCUGAAGAUGAGCAGCCUGGGAACGAUCAGGCACAAUUGUCAGUCAAAGAAAACAAGGAGCACUCUUGCACCAAAUGUGAUUUUGUUACAGAGAUUGAAGAAGAGAUAUUUCGUCACUACAGGAGACUACACAACUGCUGCAAGUGUCGCCAUUGUAGCUUUACAGCAAUGGAAACCCAAGCUUUACUGGAGCAUUUCAACACAGUUCAUUGUCAGGAGAUGGAAUCGGUCACAGCCAAUGGGAGUGACCUUCCCAGCAAGAUGAGCAUUAAGGAAGAGUCAAAGAAUGACAUGAAAUUGUACAGUUUGAUGCAUCCAGAGUCAAAACUGGUGGAUUCCAUCAGUGAGGCGGCAGUAAAGAGAGAAACAUUUGAAGAGAAAGAAUUGCUCAAGGAAAAAGGAUGGAGAGAGGCCUCCAAUGAGCAAGGCCAAAAUAUUAUUUGGAUUCCCAAAGAGAGAGGCAUGGAUAUCUUAAGGGGGAGUCCUUCUUACGGGCAGGGUGGCUUGGGAUUGCUGACAGCUGUGUCUGUGAACCAGGAGCAACAGAAGCCUCUCCGGGACACUCCGACCAUAGUCUUUGGGUUGACUGGAGAGUCUAACACCUUACUGCAGGGAACAGCAGCAAGCAGUGGAGACAAAGCUGGUCAUCUUACUCCCCAGUAUUCUACAACGGGCGACAGUAAAUCGAAAGAGGAAUCCCAGUCACUGUUACGGAGACGCAGAGGCUCGGGAGUGUUUUGUGCCAACUGCCUGACCACAAAAACCUCUCUCUGGAGAAAGAAUGCAAACGGUGGAUAUGUGUGCAACGCGUGUGGCCUGUAUCAGAAGCUGCACUCGACUCCAAGGCCCCUGAACAUUAUAAAGCAAAACAAUGGUGAGCAGAUCAUCCGAAGACGCACCAGAAAGCGCCUUAACCCUGACACACUUCCUUCGGAGCAGCUGACCAAGCAGCAGAGGGUAAACAGUGACGAGCAAGUGAAUGGAAGUCCCCUGGAGAGAAGGCCAGAGGAACAUCCACCAGAAGUGCACCAGCGAGAGCUGCAGCAGACUAACUUGAGCAAGCUUGAGGCAUACAGCUCGGUAACCAAGCCCCAACCCACUCCGCAGGCCUUACUAGUCAGCCAAACUUUGGAGAUCCACAAAAGGAUGCAGCCUUUGCACAUACACUUAAAAAACCCUCAGGAAAGCAGUGGAGAUCCUGGAAAUGGUUCGACUGCAGCAGAGGGGAAGGGAAGCUCAGAGAGGGGGAGCCCCAUUGAAAAAUAUAUGCGACCCUCAAAACAUGCCAAUUAUUCUCCACCAGGAAGCCCAAUUGAAAAAUACCAGUAUCCUCUGUUUGGACUUCCAUUUAUACAUAAUGACUUGCAGAGUGAAGCUGAUUGGCUGAGGUUCUGGACUAAGUACAAGAUGUCUGUUCCCGGGAAUCCACACUACUUGAGCCAUGUCCCUGGCUUACCAAAUCCUUGCCAAAGCUUUGUGCCUUAUCCCACAUUCAGCCUCCCUCCACAUUUUUCAGCCAUCGGAUCAGACAAUGACAUUCCUUUGGAUCUGGCAAUUAAACAUUCCAGGCCGGACCCAACUAUGAAUGGAGCCACCAACGAGAAGAGUACCUUGCCAAUGAAUGCAAAGGACGAGGGUCCAGUGAACGUCGAAAAAACUGAAAAGGUUGACAGAAGCACUCAAGAUGAGCUGUCAACAAAGUGUGUUCACUGUGGCAUUGUCUUUCUUGAUGAAGUGAUGUAUGCUUUGCAUAUGAGUUGCCAUGGUGACAGUGGGCCCUUUCAGUGCAGCAUAUGCCAUCACUUGUGUGCAGACAAGUAUGACUUCACCACUCACAUACAGAGAGGCCUGCAUAGAAAUAUUGCACAGGUAGAGAAGAAUGGAAAUCCUAAAGAAUAAAAAUAGCACUUCUUAGCACAAAAAAAGAAUCAUGUUUGCUAAAAGCUAAGCAGAAACUUGUACUGUCUUAGCAGUACGUAUAGCAAACUAGUGACAUUUAAUAUGUAAAGGUGUUUGUUUUAAAGCUAAAGCUAUUUGCUAUUUACACAUACUGCGAUAAAUAAUUAAAACCUUAUUUUUAAGGAUAUCUUAUUUUAGGAAAAUCUAGGUACACAACCAUUUAUCAUUUUAUUACGGGGUGUUAUCUUAGGCUAGGCAGUCUGCAAUCAAUUAAACAAUAUCUGACACAAGUAAAGCCUAUAACUUUUUUAUUAUUAAUUCACAUUCACCAUAAGUGAUGUAAAGUACAAUGUGGAUACUGUAACAUUGCAAAUACAAUUUAAGCCUGAAAAAUGUCAAGGCUCUUAAAAAUUACCAUUGCAAAGAACCCUCAGGGAAUUCACUGAACUGAGUGAAAGACACCUUUCCAUUUAGCAGUUAUUUUUUCUGGUGAAGGUAAACAAGAGUUCUGUAGGUGUAUUUUUUAUUUCAGUUGCAAAGUGUUAUUUGUGCAGAGAUAACAACUCUUAUGUAACACAUUUAAGGCAUUACAAGCUGCUGCCUACACCACUAGGAUACGACCAUUUAUUUCAUAAUUGGGAGAAGAAAUAGAAUCAAAUAGUAUUUUUCUAAUUGUUAUUAAUAUUAAACAUUUCAUAAUACUGGUGCCUGAUAUAUUGUAUAAAAUAUUUUCUUAUGCAACAAAGAAUUCACAUCAUUUGAAUGAGAGCCGAUAUUUUGGCUCUGCAUCGCUGUUUACAUUUGCAAAUGUAGCAAACAAGGUAUGAAGUAAAGUUUUCCUAUUUCAGCAUUUUUGUUUUUAAUUUUUUUUUUUCAUUGAGAUGAGAAAUGCUAAUAUAAAAUAGAUGCAUCUGUUUGUUUGUUUUUAAUGGUUUAAUAAGAAGGAAAUACCAAUAUUUUUAUGCCUAAAUACAAAAAAGGAUAGCACUAUUCAUUCCAAGCAAUGUACUUUUUUAAUCUUAAGCUCUUAAUAUGUAUUGUUAAGCUUGUAAUGGUAUAUAUCUUUGCUAAUUUUAUUUUUUCCCUCAAUAUUAUGUUUGCAAUGAAACAUUUGAGAGUGUGUUUAAUAAGCACUGUCUGGGCUCGACAGAACCAAUAUCUUACUGCUUUUCCAUUUCAUUGCCUCAUUACAGUAUAAUGCAUUAACUUAGUCUUAGUAUGAGGAACAGUGAGACCAUUUUGAUUUCACUGUUAAAUACUAUAAGUCACUAAAUAUCUUUACCCCACAAGUCAUGUUUAGCCUUUCUGCAUGUAUUUUUGAACAUGUUACAAUCAGGGCUACAUUUUCUACCAAACAAAGAUACAUCCUACAAACUCAGAGAUAUUAAAAUACAAAACUAUUUCCCUGUAAAAGACUUACAGUGCUGUAUACCCCAAGUUGUGUUGACUAUGUCCAACUCCCCUUUAUCCCAUUAAACAAACUCAUCGUGUGCCUUCUUAACAUUUAAUUAGCUACACUUUAUAGUUUCAAUGACAGAUACAGUAUUUUGUUAAAACAAAAUAAAUGUAACAAACAUUUUAGAAAUGUUUAGUAUUUCAGAAUUAAGAGGCAAUUUAGUUGCAGUGCGAGGCUGACAGGAGGGAGGGUUUGACAGUUCAACCAAGGAUGGCUAUAAACCAGUUCCUACUAGGAAAAAAAAAAAACAUCUGUCGUUGUAGUUAGGAUAAUAAUAAACAUGGUUUACGACCUGUCUUAUCAAUGCCAUAAGUGCUGUUUAUGCCACAGAUGCAUUUUCUUGCAGUAAACAUUUAAAUUUCAUAAGAUCGGUUGUAAGAAUAUCAUAAGAAUAAUAUGUAAAUGCUUACACUUCAGAUAAUAUUCAUUGUAACUGCAGAGGAAAAGAGUAACUCUGUAAUGAGCAUGCUACAUACAGGUACUGCAGUAUAAUUAUACAUACAUUUAAACAAAAUAUCUUGAUGCUCAGAAAUACAGUGCAUAAAUGAAGACGUCUACAAUGUUUACUGAUGUAACGUUUUUGCCUUUCCAGCCCAUUGAAGAUGUUUUAGGUUGUCAUAGUUCAUGUUCAUUUCUGCUGACUUUUAAACAUUCUGUUGUAUUUUUUUUCUUCAUGCAAAACCUAUUUUAGUCAGCAAGAUGUCUGUUACAUCUAAACUUGAAUAAUGAUGAUGAUAAUAAUAAUAAUAAUAAUAAUAAUAAUAAUAAUAAUAAUAAUAAAAGGUUUUUUUUUUUUUUUUUUAGUUCUGAGUCAUUUUUACACCACAUCAUUUACCUUAAGGUCAAAUGUCAGAGUACCUGGAUAACAAACAACAUUUUAUUUUUAUUUUUUAUAAAUAUAGUCAUUGCCAAUUAUUUCUAUUAUUUUCUCCCAAUUUAGAAUGGCCAAUUAUUUUUUUUAAGCUCAGCUCUCCGCUACCACCCCUGCGCUGACUCGGGAGGGCGAAGACGAACACACACUCUCCUCCGAAGCGUGUGCCGUCAGCCGACUGCUUUUUUUCACACUGCAGACUCACCAUGCAGCCACCCAAGAGCUACAGCUCGGAGGACAACGCAGCUCUCGGGCAGCUUACAGGCAAGCCCGCAGGCACCCGGCCAGACUACAGCUUUUUUAAAUGUUAUAGUAAUUAAAUAAUGACUUGAGGAGUUUGGUGAUAAAACGAAUGAUCAGGAGAUGAAUUAUUGGUAUGCACGAUUAUAUCCUCCAUAACUGUAAGUAAGAUCAUUUAAAAUAAAUUUGGUUAUUGAAAUAAAACAAAGCUACAAUGUUAACAUGUCUGCAGUAGCUAGCUAUCCACAUUGCAACAGCACUGGUUAUAGUAUCUUACUUAGCUUGAUUCAUGGGUUUGCAGCGAUCCUGAAUUGUUGUCUGUAGCAGAAGAACUACUAGAAAGUGUAUUUUGAGAAGGGAAAGCAUGUUUAGCAUGCAGGUGGUAGAGCAGACUAGAUGCACUUCUGUAAUACUGGAACUCAUUUUGACAGCAGAUACAAGUAACCAUCUUUUUUUUUUUUUAAAUAAACUUCCCAUUCACAAGUCCUUGAGUGCUUUGCUACAUAAUGCUGUUCCAUGACUAAUUUUAUAUUCAAACGGUGACUACACUCAUUCAAUCCUGGAAUGCACUGGAGUGUAUUGAAAUUGUGCCGCAGGAAAUUAAUUACGGUAUGCUAAGAGGGUCAAGACA
This is a messenger RNA of Acipenser ruthenus (sterlet), 7235 nucleotides long. Its product is annotated as zinc finger transcription factor Trps1-like. Gene Ontology annotation, biological process: regulation of transcription by RNA polymerase II. Bases 243 to 4037 code for a protein of 1264 amino acids. Lineage: Eukaryota; Metazoa; Chordata; Actinopteri; Acipenseriformes; Acipenseridae. Gene Ontology annotation, molecular function: DNA-binding transcription factor activity; zinc ion binding; RNA polymerase II transcription regulatory region sequence-specific DNA binding. Gene Ontology annotation, cellular component: nucleus. The record is from RefSeq and is a predicted model, not a curated record. The transcript is spliced from 7 exons.